GUGAAGUGGGUGUGUCACUUGACAUAAAAACCACGAGUGAGUUCAUUUUGACGUAAACUAGUGAGGGAAUCUCAUCACACAUCUGUCCUCAUAACUCUUAUUGAUCGUUGCGUCACUGAAGGAAAUGUCUUUCCGUGGGACUCUCGCGCUCCUGCUGUUCCUCGCGUGUCUUUCACAGCUCAUCUUCACUGCUGACAGCUUUAGGAGGAGGAAAGGAAGGAGGCAGGAGAGCCGAGGUGAUAAUAACAUUUCCGUACAAAAAGGAAAGUUCAAAACCAAGGGCAAUGCGCAGUGCUCGUGGGUGGCACGCGGAGAGGACGAGUACACCAUGACUGUUACAUGUAAGCCUAAAAGCGGGGAUGGAUUCACCUGUAAAUAUACUGCAAAGCCAGCGACGUGCACCGAAUAUGGGUCUAAUCCCGAGGGCUAUUGGAAACAGAUCGCCAGAUCAGUUAAAAAGCAGAAGAAACUUUGCGCGGAUCCGCGCGCAAUGAUCCGCGCGGGCAUGUGUAAGCGCGCGCCGCUGGAUUCGCACUUCAAACUCACCGAAACGCCUCAAGCGAAACCCCCCAAGACAGAAAAGACGCCGAUAGCCACGAACACAACGCCUCCGGACACCAAGCGUCAGUGCACGGAGCGCGUUGACCACAGCGAGGUAGCUAAAGAGAAGUGCGGAGAUUCCUGGGCGAGUCUCUGCACGUUUCUCUUCACUAUAAUCCAGAGCGAUGACUGCUGAGCGCGCGCGCUUUUAUUCGACGUGUAUGUAUGUGUUUGUGGGCACUGUUAUAGGCUACUACUGAUAGUUUUUUAAAGGUGUAAAAUAUCGCGUUUUUUAUUGUAAACACAAAAAUGCACUGUACUGAUUCUGACAAUUGGGAAGGUGGGUCAAGAUGCGCUUGUUCCCACCACUUGUUGUUGCCUUGACCAUAGUGGCACUAAAUUUAUUCUUGACACAUUUACAGUUUUUAAUGAUGACAUUUAAUCAGAUAAUAGUGAUAUGUCUAUUUAUAUUAUGUUGAAUAUUACGUUUUUAUUUAUAUUUAUUAAAGGGGCAUUUUGAGGGAUGUAGGAAAAGUAAAUAAUUGAGAUGUUUGGAGUUAUUUUUAUUUCGAAGUGAAAAGUUUAAAUAGACCCCUAGGGUUCGACGACCCCAGUGGCUUUUUGUUGCUACUUUUAUGAUUAUUAGGCUAUAAAUAAGUUGUUUUAUAUCUUUCAAUGAAUUUGAUUUUAAAAAGGGGAAGAUAGGCCCUUUAAUUUUGUACAUUAUGUACAUUUGUUUCUCAUAAUAAAAAAAAAUGGACGAUG
Molecule: messenger RNA, 1305 nt
Organism: Onychostoma macrolepis
Lineage: Eukaryota; Metazoa; Chordata; Actinopteri; Cypriniformes; Cyprinidae
Gene: fgfbp1b
Product: fibroblast growth factor binding protein 1b
Exons: 2
Coding region: 125-736 (203 amino acids)
Biological process (GO): cell-cell signaling
Molecular function (GO): growth factor binding
Source: RefSeq, a predicted model, not a curated record